Molecule: messenger RNA, 368 nt
Organism: Racocetra persica
Lineage: Eukaryota; Fungi; Glomeromycota; Glomeromycetes; Diversisporales; Gigasporaceae
Source: the annotation of a GenBank genome assembly
AUGGAAGGUGCUCCAAGUCAAGAUUCCACCAAACACUGCAUAGUUGAAGUUUGUAAGAGAGGAAUAGCGACUGGAUGGAGAAAGAUAACUGAUAAUGUACUCAGUAAAGCAGAAACAAAUAGAACCCUGGCUUCAUAUUAUGUAGAUCGCAAAGGCAAGUAUAUGUGUAUAAGCUGUUAUAACGGGAUUGUAGUAAAUGGAAGUGAUAUUUUUAAAAAUUAUGCAUUAGAAUGGGAAAGAGUAUUAAAAAAACAUAGAAAGAAUGGCAAUCUUUCUAUGUCUGAAAGUAUUAUGUUAAUGGCUAAUUUUAUUUUUCAGAGAGAUGUUGUAGAAGAGAAUCAACCUCUCGUUGAAUUUUCACAACUUAG